Messenger RNA from Orbilia oligospora ATCC 24927, 1143 nucleotides. RefSeq lists its product as uncharacterized. The transcript has a single exon. NCBI's taxonomy places the organism in Eukaryota, Fungi, Ascomycota, Orbiliomycetes, Orbiliales, Orbiliaceae. The record is from RefSeq and is a predicted model, not a curated record. Bases 1 to 1143 code for a protein of 380 amino acids.
AUGUCUAAGUGCUUUUUCUGUAACAGCACCGCGGAAAAGCAAAAACUAUGGAAUGUAGUAAAAAAGCAUGAGAGGGAAAUCAAUAACUUCAAAAAGGCGGUGAAGGAUAAAAGUAGAGAAAUUGAAAACCUACAAAAGGAUUUACAAAGAAAAGAAGCCGAAGUUAUCAAUCUAAAGGAAAGGGUACAAGGACAGGCGCGAGAACUACGAUCACUGGGAACGGACUAUGAAAAGAUCAAAGCAGACUAUCAAAAAAACGAGAACGAGAUCAGGAAACUUCAGCAAACGGAAUCAGCAAUGAGAAGACAAGGAGACGUCCUAAUGGACGAACAAGCCAAAACUCUGAUCCUUGACAUUUUACGAACAAAGAUAAAAGCUAUUUGUCGUAUUUACCUAAAAGAUAUACGGUGGAAAAAUAUCCUUGCGGCGGUCGGUGAGCAGCGACUGAAAGAAGCUCUCGGUUUAGCCUUUUCUCCAUCUUGGCAUCCUGACUCUUGGCCACUAAUUCGAGACCAUCCCAAUAUAUCGACACAGACGUUAGUAAUGGCAUUAUUAUCCUGCACCAUUUCGAAAUCAUAUUUCCAGAAUCCCUUUUUUCGCUGCGGUGAAGCAAGAGAUGCAUUAAGCAAGAUUUACGAUUGGGCCAUGCUCAAGCUUCCAGAACCCGCAAUCGUUUGGCGAGCGAAAACAACAACUUUAUUGAAGGAUGUUUCUUAUGACAAUGGCACUACCACCGCUACUUCAGAUAUCGUCAUUAAGAGGAUAUUCAACACCAUUAACAACUUAAUACAGACCGAAAAUCCCCUCGAAGAUGAUGGAAUGAGUGAUCUUUAUACCAAGAUAGCUGAUUUAGUUCGAUCGUCUAUCAAUCUUGCCACCGAUUGGCACUCUCGCGAAUUUCAUUUCGAGGUCAUAAGUUUUGAGUGGCUUUGUUACAUGAAAUACGAUGUCUAUUCGGAAGAAACUUCUAAGUUCGUCACACCCUUUCCUGCGAGUCGGAAGCUCGAAAGCGGGAAGCUUUACGGCAUCUUAUCUGUGAUAUCUCCUGGCUUUCUUCGCUAUCUAAAGGGUGAGGGGGACAAGGAGUUUAAGGAGAUUGUUUGGGAGAAAGCUUCAGUCCUUCUGACGGAAAAUCCACUGUAA